UAUUCAUUCCAUUUCUCUUUUACUUCGAUAUUACUGGUUUUAUAAAAACGUGUAUUCCUCUUGUUUUAUGUUUCUAAAAUCAGAAAAUAUGUUUUGCACAUAGCGAACAAAACGAAACAUGUCAGGUGAGGUGCCGCCGGAGUGCGAUCGACUUCACCGGGCGUUGCUGCAGUGCCAUCAACGAGUCCCUAGUGGUCCAUCUCGUGAAGCGGCCUGCCGCCACCUCAAUCGUUCCCUUGCUGAAUGCAUGAUUGCAUUCAUCUGCCCUGAUGAGUCAUCGGCCGUAAAGACCCUUUGUCGCAAUAAAGGGACUUCUCUCAAGCGGUCUCAGUGCCAACAAGCCCAGAUCUCUCUCGCUGCUUGCAUCUCUUUUCAUCAAGAUCCAUCCUAACAUAUCAAAGCCCUAAUCCCAAAUUUUUGCUUCUCAUUCUUCGCUAGGUCAGUGGUUCAUCCUCGGUUGAAAAAGAGGAAAAAAAUUUUAGCUAUUUCCCUAAUUUUGUAAGUAUUCUCUGCACUCCGUUUGGUUAUCCAUAUAUCAAUCUUUUGUGAUUGAAUGAUUUACACUGCUGCAAUAGAACCACAAUUAGGGGCCACCACUAUUAGGGCUGGUCAGAUACUCGUGAUCUUUCCCUUGAUCUUUCCUGAAUUCCAGAUGCUAUAAUGAUAUUGAAAUCUUAAUUUUUUGAUGUAACGUUCUAAAUUAUAACUAGGCAUGAGCGCAAGUGGUAGUUUGAGUUUAUCAUUGUGCUAAUUUAUUAUAUUCUAAGUUUAUUGAUGUAAAUUGAGAUAAUGUAUACGACAAUGAUCUUUUCCUUGUUGAUGAAAUAAGAUAAUGAUCCCUGUGAUUCAGUCGUUUA
Lactuca sativa (garden lettuce) is the source of this 857-nucleotide messenger RNA. RefSeq names its product cytochrome C oxidase biogenesis Cmc1-like protein. NCBI's taxonomy places the organism in Eukaryota, Viridiplantae, Streptophyta, Magnoliopsida, Asterales, Asteraceae. The record is from RefSeq and is a predicted model, not a curated record.